Molecule: messenger RNA, 13767 nt
Organism: Coregonus sp. 'balchen'
Lineage: Eukaryota; Metazoa; Chordata; Actinopteri; Salmoniformes; Salmonidae
Source: the annotation of a GenBank genome assembly
AUGGAAUGGGCCCAUCUAGUGAAAUGUGAGAAAGUACGGUACAGAAACUUGAAGAGGAACCACCUGGCUAUGCUUACUAUAGGUAAGUGUCCCAGAUUUGAACAGAGACAAAACGAAGUUUAGAUUCAUCACUAUUACUUUAGUUUUUUUUUUUUUUACUCCUGUCCAAGAGGAGUCUCUCUGCCUUUGUGUUGUAUUGAGCCAUGUCUCUACUCACUGGCGUAAAGGUAGCUAACUCAGUUCCGUACAUAUGUGGGCAACCGCGGCAUUCAAACGAGGCUGCAAUAAAAACGAAUGGUACUGGAGCGACUGUGUUGGCAUCAAAAUCCGGGGUGUGAACUAAGUUCCGAUUCAGCGUUGAUUGACAUGCAAAUAGACCAAUAGUAUUGGAGAAAAGUUGAAAAAACUGACCCGCUGACAACGACGUAAUGUAUGGCACGCAUUAUUCAGUCCUUCUGUGCCAUACAGCCUCUUUCCACCAGGUGUAGCGCUUCUCUCGCAGAUUAAAAACAAGAAAUGAUCAAUGGCGAGUGUAAUGGUGAGUGUAAAGUUAAUUACUCUUGAGUUCAUCAAUAGUUAAUUUAAUCAAUAGUUAAUUUUCACUGCGAGCCAUCAUGACUCUCAAAAACCGUGACACCCACAGUUUAAUUGUGAAGAUAAAUUUAGCGCUGCCCCAAAAACCCUAUUCAAAUUCAACACAAACCUUCAAAUAGGUAUGUAAUGAGACAUUAUAUACACUCUAUAGUAUUUUAUUUACAUUUUAGAGGUGAUAAGUUAGACAAAUCGGGUGAAAAAAGCUGGUUCCCCACACAACAUAUCUCCCCCUUUCACUAUGACGCAGUAGCUUUUGCUUCCUCACCCGCCAUUUAAAAAAAGACCCGGCGGAGCUCCAUUGCUUUCUUCAAUCAUGCAGAAAUGGGCAGCAUGAAGGUCUCGUUAUGGAUUUUGCUGGAAAGGGGAGAAAGUGUGCUUUACGAUGGUAUUUAUAUUACAGUUGACCUGAAAGUAUUACGUUUUGGGGGCGCUAAAACAAGGUCAAAUGUACGGAUCGUUACCACCCAACUCGCAGCUCCCGCAAGGCGUGGGGCCCAAAUUACCCUGGAGGAUACCUCCCCCUCCCCAUAUAGCAUAUGAACACGUAAUAAAGCCCUGGAUUUAUUUUAUUUUAUUAGAGGAAAUUCGCUGUAAAACUGCAAAAUUUUUGCUCAGACCUUGCUUGUCCCCACGAAACUACGGUACACCACUCUCUCUACUGUGUGUUGUAUUGAUCAGUGUCUCUACUAUGUGUGCUAAUGUGUCCCUCAGGGCUGAACUCCCCAGUACCUGCGUUUAUGAGGAGAGGCAGACCUAAAUUGGUGAACACCGCUCCGCUUCUUGCACCCAGUGACUCCGAGGAGGAUGAGUGGACCCCUCGACUGGAGAGAUGCCCACCAGGUAGAGCAGUAUUGAUAAACGAGGAUCUUAUCAUAUCAUGUUAGUAGAAAGGUAGGGUUAGGAGAAGGCCUGUUAGUACUAGUCUAUGAUGCUGAUUGAAUAUCAGAGAAACAGGAACCUAACUCAGAAUGACUCUACUCAGUGUGACUAGUAGGUAGGACCUACCCAGGUACCACUAGGCUAGUAGACAGGUAGGGCUAAAGGAGUGGAAGGUAUCCUAAAAUAAGUGAAGUGGUCUGUGUUACUGCUAGGGCAAACCCGUUUUGGUGAUGUCUGGUAUAUCAUCAAAAUCAACCAAUCAGAGCACAUUUUUGGACCCAUUCAGCGGGGGAGGGGAGGGGGGGGGGAUAUGCGCUGUUGAAACUACCACAACUCAAAAACCACAUGGAAGCUGGAGAUAUUUUUUACAUCACUGGUUAGAGGACAACCUGCAGAACACAUUCAGUUACAUUUUUAUAUGGGCUUUCCAAAACAGAAAGAGUAACGCAACACUGUUUUGUCAAUCACUCAUCGAUUAUCAGGGUGAAAUCAAUUGCGCAAGAGCGGGGAGAUGAGGUUGCAUGUCCUGUUAAAACGAACACAGCUCAAAAAACACACGGAAUCUGGGAAUAAUGUGUACAUCACUGGUUAGAGGACAAUUUGUAGAAGACAGCUAGCUACAUUUUGAAGUGUUGCAUUUUGUUUAAAGUGGGUCGCCAACAUGGUAAGUCUAACGCAACGCUUUUUUUGUUAAUAAUUUCCAUCGAAUUCACGCUGAAAUCAAUAGAACAAGGGGCAAACGUUUGGGUUGUAGUGCUGUUAAAACGAACACUAUUCAUUGUUCACACAGAAACUUGACAGGUAGCCUAGUGGUUAAGCGCAUUGGGCAAAUAACUGAAAGGUUGUUGGUUCGAGUCCCUAAGCUGAUUAGGUGGAAAUUCUGACAAAGUUCUGCCUUGAGCAAGGCAGUUAACCCUAAUUGCUCCUGUAAGUGCCUCUGGAUAAGUUUCUGCUAAAUGACACAUAUAUAUUUAUACAGUGCCUUUGGAAAUUAUUCAGACCCCUUGAUUUUUUCCACAUUUUGUUACGUUACAGCCUUAAUCUAAAAUUGAUUAAAUACAUGUUUUCCCUCAUUAAUUUACACACAAUACCCCAUAAUGGCAAAACGAAAACAGGUUUUUAGAAAUUUUAGCAGAUAUUUAUAUAAAAAAACAAAAACUUAUUUACAUAAGUAUUCAGACCUUUUGCUAUGAGACUCGAAAUUGAGCUCAGGUGCAUCCUGUUUCCAUUGAUCAUCCUUGAUAUGUUUCUACAACUUGAUUAGAGUCCACCCACCUGUGGUAAAUUCUAUUGAUUGGUCAUGAUUUGGAAAGGCACACACCUGUCUAUAAAAGGUCCCACAGUUGACAGUGCAUGUCAGAGCAAAUACCAAGCCAUGAGGUCGAAGGAAUUGUCCGUAGAGCUCCGAGACAGGAUUGUGUCGAGGCAUCUGGGGGACGGUACCAAAACAUUUCUGCAGCAUUGAAGAUACCAAAGAAAACAGUGGCCCCCAUUAUUCUUAAAUGGAAGCUGUUUGGAACCACCAAGGCUCUUCCUAGAGCUGGCCACCCUGCCAAACCUGGUGGUUCCAAACUUCUUCCAUUUAAGAAUGAUGGAGACCACUGUGUUCUUGGGGACCUUCAAUGAUGCAGACAUUUUUUGGUACCCUUCCCCAGAUCUGUGCCUCGACACAAUCCUGUCUCGGAGCUCUGGACAAUUCCUUCGAACUCAUGGCUUGGUAUUUGCUCUGACAUGCACUGUGAACUGUGGGAAUGUCACACCCUGAUCUGUUUCACCUGUCUUGUGAUUGUCUCCAACCGCCACCAGGUGUCUCCCAUUACCUCAUGUGUAUUUAUACCUGCGUUUUCUGUUUGUCUGUUGCCAGUUGGUCUUGUCCCGUCAUGUCCUACCAGCGUGUUCCCGUGUUUCCUGUGUUCUAGUUUUUGCUUUUUCUAGUCUUCACAGUUCUGACCUUUCUGCCUGACCUGACCCUGAUACUGCCUGCCAUCCUGUACCUGCCUGACUCUGAUUUGGAUUACGACUCUUUGCCUGCCUUGACCUACCGAUUGCCUGCCCCUUGUACUGUAAUAAACUCUGAGACUCGUACUAUCUGCCUCCUGUGUCUGCAUCUGGGUCUUAGCCUGAGCCUCGAUAGUACGUACUAGCCAUGACUGACCCAGCAGACUCGGACCAGCUCCGCAUCGCUGUCUCCUCCCAAGGAGCCACCAAUGGAAGACACGAGGGGUUAUGACAAAGCCUUAUGGAGGGACUCCAUACCAUGGCAGAACGCCAUGACCAUGCGUUCAAUACAUUGCUGGAGCAAUUCUGCGGAUUCCCAACUAGGCAGCAAGCCACAACAGUAAACCCCCAGACUCUCAGCAACCCCGCCACCAGCGGCUCUUCUUCCCAGCCUACCCCGUGUCCCGAGAACCUUGCUUACCUCCUCUGGAGCGAAAGCUGGAGAUUCUGGAAUCUGACGGGUGUUUCUCUCCCAGUGCUCCCUCAUCUUCGAGCUGCAGCCUUCUUCGUUUCCCUCGGACCGCUCGAAGAUGGCGUACUUGAUAACGCUGAUGUCCGGGAGGGCCCUCGCCUGGGCUACGGCGGUGUGGGAUCAACAGUCCACCGUUUGACUCAGUCUGGAAGAGUUUGUGGCGGAGGUACGAAAAGUGUUCGAUUCUCCAUGGUCCGGGAAAGAGGCUGCUCGUAAGCUGCUCCAACUACGUCAAGAAUCUCGUAGUGUGGCAGACUACGCAGUGGAUUUUCGCACAUUAGCGGCUGAGAGUGCCUGGAAGCCCUGUUUGACAUGUUCCUUCACGGAUUAUUGGAGUUGAUUUAAAGACUGAGCUCGCAGCCCGGGAGCUGCCCAUGGACCACGACUCCCUCAUAGCCUUGACCAUUCGGAUCGAUGGGCGGCUACGGGAACGUAGGAGGGAGAGGGGGUCUGUUCCCUGUCGCCCUCAAAUUCCACCUCGCCUUUGGGGAAUCCCGGAAAUCCCUGAAGGCUACAUUUCUGUGGGAGUCUGGUGUCUCCCGAGUUCCCUCUGAGAUCACCGAGGGCUGCCGACUCGCCUCCUCCAGAGCCCAUGCAACUGGGCAGGACUAGAUUGUCCCCUGCUGAGCGCUUAAGUGGACGGAACACUAAGAGCUGUCUGUAUUUCUUAUCUACCUGUCCAUUAAAAGACCAGGCUCAUCAGUAGGUACGAGUACACUGGUGAGCCGUUAGGGGAGUUUCCAAUCUCUCUCUACUCGUAACCCCCUCCUAUGCUACCCUGUUGUGGGGAGACAAGUCCAAAUCCAUCCGGGUGCUCAUUGACUCUGGGGCCGACGAGAGCUUUAUGGAUACUACCCUGGUGUUGGAGCUGUGUAUCUCCACUCAACCCCUUUCCAUCCCGAUGGACAUCAGAGCGCUGGAUGGGCGCUCAAUGGGCAGAAUCACUCACAAUACGGUUCCUAUCAACCUGCGAGUGUCAGGCAACCACAGUGAGGCUAUGCAGUUUCUGCUCCUGGAGUCUCCUCAUGUACCCAGGGUUUUGGGGUUUUCAUGGCUCCAGAGGCACAAUCCCCCGUAUCUACUGGGCUACGGGUUCCAUCAUGGGUUGGAGUCCGUUUUGCCAUGCACAUUGUCUGAAGUCGGCGCAGCCUGCUCCGGGACGUCUCCCUGCGGGCUUGGGUAUACCUUCGGAUCUCUCCGCCAUUCCAAUGGCGGAGUACCAGAACUUACCGGAGGUUUUCAACUGCCCCCGCCACAUCUCUUCCUCCGCAUCGGCCCGACUGUGCAAUCGACCUUCUCCCGGGCACUGCACCACCUCGGGGGCGACUUUAUUCCCUGUCGGGUCCGGAGACCAAAGCUAUGGAAGGGUACGUUGAGGACUCUCUCGCUGCAGGGAUUAUGCAUCCAUCUGCCUCCCCUGCUAGCGCAGGGUUCUUCUUUGUGGAGAAGAAGGACAAGACCCUGCGUCUAUGUAUCGACUACCGGGGUCUUAAUGACAUUACGGUUAAAACCCGUUACCCACUACCACUCAUCUCCUCUGCUUUCGAGCCUCUCCAGAGGUCGGUCAUCUUCACCAAGUUAGACCUUCGGAACGCCUGGCAUCUGGUUCGGAUACGGGAAGGAGACGAGUGGAAGACAGCCUUCAACACGGCUAGCGGGCACUAUGAGUGCCUGGUGAUGCCGUUCGGACUGACCAACGCUCCCGCAGUGUGCCAGGCCCUGGUCAAUGAUGUGCUCCGUGACAUGUUGAAUCGAUUUGUGUUUGUAUACCUCGACGACAUGCUCAUUUAUUCCCGGUCAGCUCCAGAGCACGUUCUCCAGCAUCUCCUGGAGAACCAGCUUUUCGUGAAGGUGGAGAAAUGUGAGUUCCAUCGCUCUACCAUCUCCUUCCUAGGAUACGUCAUCGCUGCAGGGAAUAUUCAGAUGGGCCCUGACGAGGUGAGAGCAGUGGUGGAUUGGCCUCAACCCACAUCCAGAGUGCAGCUGCAACGUUUCCAGGGGUUUGCUAAUUUCUACUGUCGGUUCAUCCAGGGUUACAGCACCCUUGCUUCCCCCCUCUCUGCACUCACCUCUCCCAAGGUUCCGUUCAUAUGGUCUCCAGCAGCUGACCGGGCUUUCUCAGACAUCAGGCAGCGAUUCACUUCAGCUCCCAUCUUAAUCCAUCCGGACCCAUCCCGUCAGUUUGUGGUGGAGGUCGACGCCUCGGCUGUCGGAGUAGGGGCUGUCCUUUCCCAGCGUUCUGCCCAGGACCAGAAGCUGCAUCCCUGCGCCUUCCUUUCCCAUCAUCUUAACCCCGCUGAGAGGAAGUAUGACGUGGGAAAUCGAGAAUUACUCACAGUCAAGAUGGCGUUGGAGGAAUGGAGGCACUUGUUAGAACGGGCGGAACACCCAUUCUUGGUGUGGACGGACCAUAAGAGCAUGGAAUAUCUCCGCACCGCCAAGCACCUCAACUCCAGGCAGGCGAGAUGGGCCCUGUUAUUCACUCGUUUCCAUUUCACUAUCUCCUACCAUCCGGGGUCCAAUAAUGUGAAGCCUGACGUACUCUCACGUCUGUACAGCCCCGCUACUACACCAUCGGACCCCGAGACCAUCCUCCCUACUUCCUGUCUAGCGGCUGCUAUCAUCUGGGGAAUAGAGAGGGGGGGCCCGGCUAACCGGAUGUUUGUCCCGGACUCUGCCCGUGCUCCGGUCCUGGAAUGGGCACAUUCCUCAAGACUCACCUGGCUCCCGUCGGACCUAGGCUUUUGUCCAUCAACGUUUUUGGUGGCCCACCAUAGUUCCUGACGUUUCCGCGUUCGUUGCUGCCUGCACUGUGUGUGCGCAGAACAAGACUCCGUGGCAAGCUCCGGCUAGCCUCCUUCAACCACUCCCUGUUCCUCACCGCCCCUGGUCCCAUAUAUCCUUGGACUUCGUCACGGGUCUCCCUCCGUCAGAGGGCAACACCACCAUCCUUACGGUGGUGGAUAGGUUUUCCAAAGCCGCGCAUUUGAUCCCCCUUCCUAAGUUGCCCUCAGCUAAAGAGACGGCCCAGCUCAUGGUGCAGCACGUUUUCCGGAUCCAUGGACUUCCAGUGGACAUGGUCUCCGAUCGCGGUCCUCAGUUCUCAUCCCGGUUCUGGAACAUUUCUGCACCCUCAUUGGGUCGUCGGCCAGCCUGUCCUCUGGUUUUCACCCUCAAUCUAACGGCCAGUCAGAGCGAGCCAAUCAGGAUCUGGAGAAGACUCUUCUUUGCCUCGUCUCCACCAAUCCCAAACUGGAGCCAGCAACUCGUGUGGGUGGAAUAUACCCGCAACACCCUUCCCUGUUCUGCUACUGGUCUCUCGCCUUUUGAGUGUUCCCUGGGAUAUCAGCCCCCGCUCUUCCCGGAGUAAGAGGAAGAGGUCAUCAUACCUUCUGCUCAGAUGUUCAUCCGUCUCUGUCACCGUACCUGGAAGAGAGCCCGGGCCGCUCUUCUCAAGACCACCUCCAGGUAUCGACGACAGGCGUACCGCCACCGGACCCCUGCUCCCUGCUACCGUCUUGGGAAGAGGGUAUGGCUUUCCACUCAGGAUCUGCCCCUCCGGGUGGAGUCCUGCAAACUUUCCCCCCGUUUUAUCGGCCCUUUCCCCAUCUCUAAGGUCCUUAGCCCCUCUGCUGUUCGCCUUCUGUUGCCCCGCACCCUCCGUAUACAUCCCGCUUUCCAUGUAUCUAGAAUUAAACCCCUGUCUCACAGCCCUUUGUCUCCUGUUUCCAGGCCCACCCCACUCCCCCGUCUCAUCGACGACCAUCCGGCGUACACGGUGAGGCGCCUCCUGAGUGUUCGACCUCGAGGCAGGGGAUUCCAGUACCUGGUUGACUGGGAGGGUUAUGGCCCGGAGGAGAGGUGUUGGGUCCCCACCAGGAAUAUCCUUGACCCAGCCCUCAUCACAGACUUCCGCCGUCGACAUCCUGGUCAACCAGGUGUGCCGCCCCUAGAGGGGGGAGUAAUGUCACACCCUGAUCUGUUUCACCUGUCUUGUGAUUGUCUCCAACCCCCCCCAGGUGUCUCCCAAUACCUUGUGUAUUAUACCUGCAUUUUCUGUUUGUCUGUUGCCAGUUCUUCUUAUCCCGUCAAGUCCUACCAGCGUGUUCUCGUGUUUCCUGUGCUCUAGUUUUUGCUUUUUCUAGUCUUCCCAGUUCUGACCUUUCUGCCUGACCUGACCCUGAUCCUGCCUGCCGUCCUGUACCUGCCUGACUCUGAUUUGGAUUACGACUCUUUGCCUGCCUUGACCUACCAAUUGCCUGCCCCUUGUACUGUAAUAAACUCUGAGACUCAUACUAUUCACCUCCUGUGUCUGCAUCUGGGUCUUAGCCUGAGCCGUGAUAGGGACCUUAUAUAGACAGGUGUGUGCCUUUCCAAAUCAUGUCCAAUCAAUUGAUUGACUCAAACGCAUUAAGAAGAAAAUUAAUUCCACAAACUAUCUUUUAAGAAGGCACACCUGUUAAUUGAAAUGCAUUCCAGGUGACUACCUCAUGAAGCUGGUUGAGAGAAUGCCAAUAGUGUGCAAAGCUGUCAUCAAAGCAAAGGGUGGCAAUUUGAAGAAUCUCAAUAUAUAAAAUAUAUUUUGAUUUGUUUAACACUUUUUUGGUUACUACAUGAUUCCAUAUGUGUUAUUUCAUAGUUUUGAUGUCUUCACUAUUAUUCUACAAUGUAGAAAAUAGUAAAAAGAAAGAAAACCUUUGAAUGAGUAGGUGUGUCCAAACCUUUGACUGGUACUGUACAUUAAUUAGAUAAAUAAUAAUUAAAUAUCUUAAGUUAGGAAGAUAGUAAAUGAAGUAAACUCACAGAUUUCUUUAUAUAAUCACAUAUAUUUAACCAUUUAGCGAUAAAUAAAAAAUGCUCCCAAUUUAACCAGGCGCUCUAGGCUGGUGUCCAUAGGGUCUGUGCAGCAGGCUGAACGUUUGACGUCCUUAAUAGAGGAAGUCGGUUAGUAGCCAGGCAGGGCUUAUAUUAGUUCUCUGAUCUGUCCUCACAGCACCACGGAGCUUCCGACCCCCAACCAGGAGACCAGCAGCGUCUCGGGGAGUCCCUCAGCCUGACAAACCUGCCACGCCUGCUACACCUACGGUACAGGUACCUGUUUUAAAAAGAAACACCUGGACAGAUGCAUAUUAUACAUCUGGUGAGUUUUUGUUUCUCUUCGGCGCUAUACUAGCAGAUACUGGUGCUCUCAAGGACUGGAGCUAUGAAGUGUGAACCAAUGAAUUUGUUAUGUGUACGCCGGGAGUCAGAAAGCAAGUGCAGAACGUUAAUUUAAUAAUGAACUGAUGCAAAGGAGCAAACAUGAGAAGCGUACUGAACGUGAGAGAAAACAAUAACACCUAGUGACUGAUGACAACUGAGGGCUAAAUAAAGGGGGAGUAAUCAGGGUAGUGAUGAUGUCCAGGUGUGUGUAAUGAUGGUUGCCAGGUGUGCGUAAAUGCUGGGUUGCCAGGACCGGUGGUUAGUAAACCGGCGGCGGUGCAGUGGAACGGGAGUAGACAUGACAGAAUAAAAUUAUGCUUGUACAGUGCCUUCAGAAAGUAUUCAUACCCCUUGACUUAUUCCACAUUUUGUUGUGUUACAGCCUGAAUUCAAAAUGUUCUGUAUGUAAUUGCCCUACUGUAGAUGAAGAGGGCUGACAACUCUGUCUAUUCAUCAUUGUCAUAUUUGUCAUAUAAUGCUCUGUGCCCCCACCCCCCUCCUUUGGUCCUCAGCAGCCCCCCAGCAGCGAGGAGGCAGGACCCAGUAAUAUGGGGACAGAACCCGCCCAGCCAUUAAUGGAGGAGCUGACUAAAGAAGUGGCCUUCCUCAGAGACGUCAGCAAAGUAGACACACACAGUGGAGUACAGGAGGGGCUAGGAGACAAUGUGUGUGUUACUGUCAUACACAUAACACAACACACAAUAUAUUUUCAUUAAUGUUGCUUCAAAACAAAGGUCAAGUGAUGAUGACACACAGACCCAGAGGUCAGUUUGAACUCUCCUCUUGUCUCUUUCCAGGAGGGUCAGAGUGAAGCGACCCCCAGCACCAGUGGAGGGGGGGCAGACACCCCAGCUGUCACUCAGGGAGGGGCUCCCUUGUUGCACCCCAAACCAUCAACCUCCGGUAAGACAGACAAUAGACUGUUGAGUUGGUGAUUUAAAACCCAUCUGUUUAAUUUGGCUUUAGCAAAAUUGCUUAUUUUGGUGUGUGUGUGUGUGUGUGUGUGUGUGUGUGUGUGUGUGUGUGUGUGUGUGUGUGUGGUGUGUGUGUGUGUGUGUGUGUGUGUGUGUGUGUGUGUGUGUGUGUGUGUGUGUGUGUGUGUGUGUGUGUGUGUGUGUGUGUGUGUGUGUGUGUGUGUGUGUGUGUGUGUGUGUGUGUGUGUGUGUGUGUGUGUGUGUGUGUACCAGGCCUGUCUAAGAGAGAGUGUCUGGAAAAGCAGAAAGCGGAGCUGAACACAUACAUGCGCGGCAGAAACCUGAAAGACAGACCAAGAAUCACUUACACAGAGGAGGAGGUCCCCAAAGAUGACCACUACCUCUGUAAGUCAUAUUAUCUCUCUCUCUCUCUUUAUUGGCAUGGGAAACGUAUGUUAACAUUACCAAAGCAAGUGAAGUAGAUAGUAAACAAAAGUGAAAUAAACAAUAGAAAUAAACAGUAAACAUUACACUCAGAAGGUCCAAAAGAAUAAAGACAUUUCAAAUGUCAUAUUAUGUAUAUAUACAGUGUUGUAACAAUGUGCAAAUAGUUAAAGUACAAAUGGGAAAAUAAAUAAACAUAAAUAUGGGUUGUGUUUACAAUGGUGUUUGUUCUUCACUGGUUGCCCUUUUCUUGUGGCAACAGGUCACAAAUUUUGCAGCUGUGAUGGCACACUGUGGUUUUUCACCCAGUAGAUAAGGGAGUUUAUCAAAAUUGGGUUUGUUUUCGAAUUCUUUGUGGAUCUCUGUAAUCUGAGGGAAAUAUGUGUCUCUAAUAUGGUCAUACAUUUGGCAGGUGGUUAGGAAGUGUAGCUCAGUUUCCACCUCAUUUUGUGGGCAGUGUGCACAUAGCCUAAGGCGGCCUUUCUCAAUAGCAAGGCUAUGCUCACUGAGUCUGUACAUAGUCAAAGCUUUCCUUAAGUUUGGGUCAGUCACAGUGGUCAGGUAUUCUACCACUGUGUACUCUCUGUUUAGGGCCAAAUAGCAUUCUAGUUUGCUCAGUUUUUUUGUUAAUUAUUUCCAAUGUGUCAAGUAAUUAUCUUUUUGUUUUCUCAUGAUUUGGUUGUGUUGUUGUUGUUGUUGUUGUCCUGGGGCUGUGUGGGGUCUGUUUGUGUUUGUGAACAGAGCUCCAGGAGCAGCUUACUUAGGGGACUCUUCUCCAAGUUCAUCUAUCUGUAGGUGAUGGCUUUGUUAUGGAAGGUUUGGGAAUCGCUUUCUUUUAAGUGGUUAUAGAAUUUAACGGCUCUUUUCUGGAUUUUGAUCAUUAUCGGGUAUCGGCUUAAUUCUGCUCUGCAUGCAUUAUUUGGUGUUUUUUGUUGUACACUGAGGACAUCUUAGCUGAAUUCUGCAUGCAGAGUCUCAAUUUGGUGUUUGUCCCAUUUUGAGAAUUUUUGGUUGGUGAGCGGACCCCAGACCUCACAACCAUAAAGGGCAAUCGGUUCUAUAACUGAUUCAAGUUUUUUUAGCCAGAUCCUAAUAGGUAUGUUAAAUUUUAUGUUCCCUUUGAUGGCAUAGAAGGCCUUUCUUGCCUUGUCUCUCAGAUUGUUCACAGCCUACCUGUGGCGCUGAGGUAUGUAUAGUUUUUUGUGUGCUCUCGCUUUCUCUCAACCACACUGGUGUUUUACAUUUUGAAUGCAUGUCUUCAUCGUCAUCAUGACAACUGACGUUUAACAUGUUCUGUUUAUCUUUCUCUCUCCCAGACUGUGAGGACUGCAAGUCUUUCUUCAUGGAUGAGUGUGAGCUCCAUGGUCCCCCCCUCUUCGUCCCUGACAUCCCUGCCCCUCUAGGAGCCUCUGACAGGGCCAGACUCACCCUGCCGUCCGGCCUGGAGGUCAGGACAUCAAGCAUCCCUGAAGCAGGACUGGGGGUGUUCAACCAAGGAAACAUUGUGCCUGCAGGAGCCCAUUAUGGACCUUAUGAAGGAGAGCUCACAGACAAGGACCAAGCCAUGGAGAGUGGAUACUCCUGGGUGGUGAGAGGAGUGUGUGUGUCAUUGGGCUGUUCUUACAUUUUCUCAAACCUGAUCAAAACUCUAUGAAUAUGAGUUGUUGUUUUCCUCAGAUCUACAAGAGCAGACACUGGGAGGACUACAUCGAUGCUGGGAGAGACACUCACUCCAACUGGAUGAGGUAAGCAACACUGAAGUACAGAGGAAGUCUCUCAGUCCUCUUUUUCCUGUCUCACUCUAUCUGAUGAACCUCAAUAAAUCCAUGUCUUGUACAUAAUGAACCCCCUACUGCUCUCUCGCUCUCUCCUCUCUCUCUCUCUCUCUCUCUCUCUCUCUCUCUCUCUCUCUCUCUCUCUCUCUCUCUCCUCUCUCUCUCUCUCUCUCUCUCUCUCUCUCUCUCUCUCUCUCUCUCUCUCUCUCUCUCUCUCUCUCUCUCUCUCUCUCUCUCUCUCUCAGGUAUGUGAACUGUGCUCGUAGUGAAGAAGAACAGAAUCUGGUGGCCUUCCAGUACAGAGGAGGGAUUCUGUAUCGCUGCUGUAAGCCCAUAGCUGUUGGCGAGGAGCUGUUGGUUUGGUACGGAGUGGAGUACGCCAGAGACCUGGGCAUUGUCUUCGACUACCUCUGGGACAAAAAGAGCUCUGCUAAAGGUACUUUACUCUCUCUCCUCACUUCCUCCUCUCUUCAUCCCUCUCUCUCUUCCUCUGGAACAACAAGAGCACUACCCUUACUUUAUCCUCCGUUCACUCCUCUUACAUUCAUUUUAUUUGUACCUCCUAUUACUUAAUUAUUACUCAUUAAUACUAAUUUCUCAAAUGAAACUCAUUAUUGAGUUAAAUAUAUUUUCUGUUGUGUUUUAUCAUACUGGUCCUGAGUUUUCUGUUCAUGUCAAGUUGUCUGGAACAAUAAUGAUCAUGCACCUUGUGAUCUUGUUAUGUUUUCUCUUCUUUUAAUUACUCUCUCUUUCUCUCUCCCCUCCAUCUCUCUCAGAUGUGAACGCUGAGUCAUCCCAGUUCCAGAUCUUCUCGUGCUCUGGCUGUCCGUUCUCCUUCACCUCUCAGAUCUUCCUCCACAAGCACAUAAAGAGAUGUCACCAUGAUGAGUAUGUCAGGCUUUUGAGGAGUGAGGAGAUCAGAUCAGAGAAUCUCAUGUCCUCCAGCAGCUCACAAUACCAUGGAACCACCUCAGGUUCCUCCAACCCAGCUCCCACCAGGAAACAGAGAGAGACGGACAAGCCACGACCACACAGCUGCUCUCAGUGUGGGAAGAGUUUCAGUUUAGAGGGUAAUCUCAUCAAACACCAGCGCACUCACACAGGAGAGAAGCUGUUCUACUGCUCCCAGUGUGGGAAGAGUUUCAGUCAAAAGGGUCAUCUCAGAACACACCAGCUCACUCACACAGGAGAGAAGCUGUUCUACUGCUCCCAGUGUGGGAAGAGUUUCAGUCAAAAGGGUCAUCUCAGAACACACCAGCUCACUCACACAGGAGAGAAGCCGUUCUACUGCUCCCAGUGUGGGAAGACUUUCAGUAGAGCAGGUCAUCUCAUCAGACACCAGCGCACUCACACAGGAGAGAAGCCGUUCCACUGCUCCCAGUGUGGGAAGAGUUUCAGUCAGUCGAGAAAUCUAAAGAGACACCAGUGUUCUAAAAAGAGUAAAGAAGUGGAACUUUAGAUUUCUCUUGAAAUUGGGGCGGUGAUGUGA